Rubroshorea leprosula is the source of this 1311-nucleotide messenger RNA. NCBI's taxonomy places the organism in Eukaryota, Viridiplantae, Streptophyta, Magnoliopsida, Malvales, Dipterocarpaceae. The record is from the annotation of a GenBank genome assembly.
CCGUGCUUGCUUACGUUCUCUUCUUCCCUGAAAAUUCUGCUGCUUUGCGGGAUCUGAAUACAGAAUGAGUCGCUUCAACGAUCCUAAUCCCUUCGACGAAGAGGAAGAAGUCAAUCCUUUCUCCAAGGGCGCUGCAGCUGCAGGACGUGUUCCUCCGGUGGCUUCUGUACCUCUUGGAUUUGGGGGGAAACAUGAUGCAACAGUGGACGUACCAUUGGAUACAAUGAAUGAUACCAAGAAAAAAGAAAAACAGCUUGCAGCUUGGGAAGCUGAUCUUAAAAGGAGGGAACAGGAAAUAAAGAGAAGAGAAGAUGCUGUUGCAAAAACUGGCGUUACCCCAGAUAAUAAGAAUUGGCCACCAUUUUUCCCAAUCAUACAUCAUGACAUUGCUAAUGAAAUACCAGUUCAUGCUCAAAGGUUACAAUAUCUGGCUUUUGCAAGUUGGCUAGGAAUAGUUCUUUGUCUUGUUUUCAAUGUUAUUUCUGUGACUGUCUGCUGGAUUCAAGGCGGUGGUGUUAAAAUUUUUUUCCUUUCAAUAAUCUACGCAUUGCUCGGAGUGCCACUUUCCUAUUUGCUGUGGUACAGGCCACUUUAUCGAGCUAUGAGCACUGAUAGCGCAUUCAACUUUGGUUGCUUCUUUCUGCUCUACUUGUUGCACAUUGCAUUCUGUAUUAUUGCAGCCAUAGCUCCUCCAAUUGUCUUCCAUGGGCAGUCAUUGACUGGCAUCCUAGCAGCUGUUGAUGUUAUAUCCAGCCAUGUGUUGGCAGGGGUAAGUUUAUGGUAUUACCAUGUUGGCAUUUGAGAUAUUAGCAUUAUGCCCUAGAAAUCUAGGGAUUGUUUUCCCAUUUCCUUUCUCCUCAAGGUCUUUAACUGGUAUUAUUUUGAGUCUUUGGGCAUAACCUGUUUCUGUUGGGUUGUUUGCAGAUCUUCUAUUUUGUUGGUUUUGGGCUGUUUUGCUUAGAGACAUUGCUGAGUUUAUGGGUUCUCCAGAAAAUUUACUUGUAUUUCAGGGGGAACAAGUGAGAUGUGAUUGAAGGCAGUGGUCCAUUGUGGAUUUGUAAUACUACUGCUUGGGUGGUUUGGUAUAGAUAUAUUUUUCUACCUUGAGUUACGUCUGCUAUUCCACAGUGAUUGUAUUUUCAUUUUUUCCUGUUAAAUGAUUGUGUUAGCGCAUAAAUUCAUUUGUGUAAGAAGCAGAUUAGAGGAAAACCAUCAUUUUGCUUUAGAUAAGUACUUCAAUUAAUUUCAAGUGUUGACAGAAGGGUUUAUCGUGUUCAACGAGCUUCUCUUUGUGGCUUUGGGAUUACUGUA